This is a messenger RNA of Rhea pennata, 2331 nucleotides long. RefSeq names its product divergent protein kinase domain 1C (gene DIPK1C). NCBI's taxonomy places the organism in Eukaryota, Metazoa, Chordata, Aves, Rheiformes, Rheidae. The record is from RefSeq and is a predicted model, not a curated record. The transcript is spliced from 4 exons. The coding region runs from base 68 to 1309 and encodes 413 amino acids.
GCCCGCCGCCGCUCGCUCGGGGCUGCGCCGGCUGAGGCGCCCACCGGGCCCGGCCCCGGCCCCGGCGAUGGGGGGCAUCGCCGGCUUCAAGAGGCUGCGGCUUAAAAUCUGGAGGCGCUGCUCCCUCGUGUUCUUCCUCUGCUGGGCUGCCUGCUGGGUGGUGGUGAGCGCCUUGCUUUUUCUCGUCCACAGGAGCGUCUUCUCGGAGCGCUGCACGGACGAGGGGAGCCGCCGCAUCCUGGCGAGGCUGUGUCUGGACUACAGCAGCGGAGCCCUGACUGGUGACCUCUGUGAAGACUUGUGUGUGGCACAGAAGCUGGUGUACAAACACUGCCUUUACUAUGACAGAGGUAAGAAGGUCAUCCAGGCUGACUGGAGAGGCCAGCCCAUCAUCCUGAAAUCCAAAAAGGAAAUCUUCUCCAGCUACCAGCAUCUCAAUAUGCUAGAGGAGGUGGAAACACAGGAUAUUCCUGAAACAGAGCUUCUGCUGAUGGUAGCCCUGGAGGUCAAAAAUGUCCUGGGGCUGGAAGUAUCUAACAAUACCGUGGGGCCCCUGUGGACAAGGAGGAAGGGGCCACAUUGGAAAGCGCAGGUGGCCAGCAUGUGGUCCUUGCUCCAGCAGGAAGAAUAUAUCUACUUCAGUUUACUGCAAGACUUCAGCAAACACGUGCUACGAAUUAUUGGCUCCUGUGGACAUUUCUAUGCUGUGGAGUAUCUCACAGCUGGACAUGCCUGGCACAAAACUCUUUUUCCCUUGGAAAAUAUAGUUGGUCCCUCCCUUGCUGGCAGCCAAAGCAGAGUGAGAGCCAUCAUUGACAUUGCACUCAGCUUUCUGGAUAUGGUGCAGCAUUUUGAUAAUGAUUUUUCUCAUCGACUUCACUUAUGUGACAUUAAACCAGAAAAUUUUGCUAUCAGGCACGAUCUCACGGUUGUGGCCAUUGAUGUGGAUAUGGCCUUUUUUGAACCCAAAAUGAAGGAUAUCCUUGAACAGAAUUGUACAGCAGAUGAAGAUUGUAAUUUUUUUGAUUGCUUUUCAAAAUGCAAUCUGAAAAUCAGAAAAUGUGGAGCACAGAGAGCCAAUAACAACUUACAAGUCAUUUGUGACAAAAUAUUCCGUCGCUGGUUUUCUUCAAAUCUCAGACGACCCCUGGUUUCCUUCCCUCUGCAGUUGCAGUUGCAGAAGGCUGUGCAUGAAUGCGCAGAGCCAGCACAUGAGGAUGCUGCUGUGCACCAGAAAACUCUGAAAUCUCUCUCUGAGUUAUAUCAUCUGCUUCGAAUCAGCCAACGUGAACUGCAAAGGGCAGAAUAGAUGCAAAGGGCAGAACUGCAAAGGCCUUGUCACAGCCCCUGUAAAGGAAGCUGUAUAAGCUGUGUUUUCUUUCUCCCUCAUCUUUCUUAUCCAUUGCAUUACUUUUACAGCACAUAAAUUGUUUUCCUGCUAUGCAAAUGAAAUUCGUGGCUGCAGGUGCAGCAUGUCCUGUCAAUAUCCUUUGAAGCAUGAAAUUGCUUUAUGUUACCUGGAUUCCAUUCCUGUUUAUUUUCCUGAGCUAGUGCUGGCGUUCUCCAUCAACAUUCAGCACGUCAUCUGCUUACCCCGAGAUCUGUCGUCACUGCUCAGAUAGCAUCUGCCCGAGUGCUGUGCCCAAAGUGAUGAUGCAUUUACAUAUGGAUGGUGCUUUGAAGAUGAAAAGUAUAAGCGCAGAAAAACUAGUAUCAGUGAUUUAAAACAGUGUGUGGGUGGGUGGGUGGGGGUAGCUAUGUGAGUCGUGUCUCUUUCUAUUGCACAGUAGAAUGAGGGUUUUAAAAGCAAGGACAGAGUGCUCUGUAUCAAAAGACAGCCUUGAAUAGGGAAAUCUAUUGCCAUAAGAGUGAAGAACUGCUUUUGUACAAGACUGUUUCUAGUGUCUCCAAAUGCAUUUUCUCUGGUAUGUUGCAUUAUUUGUGCCAUAGCAACCUUUCUGGGGAGAAACUGCAUGAAGGUACGUAGGACUUUUCUAUAGGAAUAUAAUUAUACCUGUGUUUCAUUCCCAUAUGGAUACUCUUAUUCCGCAAUGAAGAGAUAUGAAUAAUGCCACUGAGUUUUCCCACGUGAACAAGCCCUCAGGCACUUGAACAUCAGAACACUUGAUAAGAAGCACUAGCUUGCCAGAGAGCCAAAUGACACAGGAAUGCCAACAAUCUGUCCUUUGCACUGAACAGAAUACCCAGACCUUGAGCUUUCUUACACGGUAUUUUUUUGUAAUGAACAAAAGGAAAUUUUUAGAAGAAUUCUUCAUCUUGCAAUCAGGGAGAUCAAUUAUAUAAAUAAAAAUUCUCAGAUUAAUAUAAAAA